AUGACCAUGAUGCGAAGCAUGAGAUCCAAAGUGUUGCUUUUGUUGGUAACUCUACAACUAUAUUCAUGUAAAUAUUCUACAGCAUUCUCCUUUUCUCUACAAAGUCCCCGAAAAUGCAGUCGAGCUGCAGCUGUUACUGCUUUGAAAAUGGCAAAUCCUAAUGAUGAUGACACAAGACCUGACGCCGAAGGCUCUGAUCUAGCAGCUGAGUUCUUCAAGAUGGCACAAGCCAAAGGCAUCAGCCUCGAUUCCUCGGACUACGUGGAAGAUGGUGGCGACGAAGACGAAGAAGAACCCAACAUUCCACAAGGGGCAAUCAACGCUUUUCUUGGAUACGAUACUGGUGAAGUUGGCGACAAGUUGGCUGGUAAUGUGAGCCUAACGGACGAUCAACUCUACAGCGAAGUCAAGGAGCGCGUAUUAGAUACUGCCGGUGGAUUUGUCGAGCUUGUUGGUGGUCCCAGGGAAGACGAGGAAGAUGAAGAUGAUUCGGCUCCAAAGGUUUACGAACCACCAUCAGUGGUUCCAGACGUCGAUCUUACAGCAGGAGAAGUUGUCUUGCUAAUACUUGAAGUACUGAAAAAUAAUGAUAAUCCAACUCCAAAUAAAGGCGUUGAAAUUCUAUUUGGAUAUAGUUCUUCCAGCUCUCAAAUUAUGAAUGAGGAAGGCCUCACACACAAGGAGUAUGCGGAUUUUUUGAAGGAGACUGAAUACAAGGUUCUUUUUGACCAUCAAGAAGUAAUGAUUGAUAAAGGAAAAUAUGCUUUUGAUGGAACGAAAGCAUUCUUGACAGCAAGACUCAGAGUCGGACCUGGGCCAAAGGACUUUACGUCCUGCAACUUUAUUUUGACUUCUGAGCGUCGCGAUAAGGAUGAGGAUGAAGCUUGGCUUGUCGAAAUCCCGCUGGAAUCUUUCAAAAUACCAAAAGCAAAUGCAAAAACUGGAGCGAUGAUAGCUGAGCAAGAAACUGACCUUGAAGAUUCUUCGGUUGGGCAUGUUGCGACUCGCGUCAGAGCAAAUAAAAAUAGUGCUAGUGCAGAAAAUCCUCGAUUGCGUAGUGGCGUUGAACGUGGAUUUGUUGAUCGAGAGCAUGAUCGUGAUACGAUAUCUGGAGUGCAUAGCAUCAAUCAAGCAGAUAGCUCUACUGAAACGAGAGGAAAUCGAUCGGCAAACCACGAGUCGAAUAAAAUUAGUAAUAAGGAACAGGAGACAUUCAAAAGCUGGUUGAGCGCAAGAAUAAUGGAUGGCUUGAAUACAGCUGCGGGCGCUACGUUGUCAACUACUGGUCAGCUAAUUGCACCUCCACUGCAUGUUACAAAGACAGUCAUACUUCCAAGUUUGUUGGGACUCUUAGUUGACAUUCUUGAUACAGUCGUACCACACAGAUUGAAGGACUGGUUUCGAAUUUUAAGUUCCAGCAUUCAUCAUCUUGUUUCUGUGAUAAGAUCAACCAAAGGCGGCAAACACUUUUCUUCCAGUUUCCUUAAUGUAAUGCAAGACAUUGCGUUGGUUACAAGUGCCCCGGAGACAAGAAAUAUGUUGAUUGAUACUAUGGCAUUUGGUGUCAAGUUCUUCAAUGCUUUGAACACACAAGAAGUUCAUAUAUUGAUAGACCAUGUUGCACUGCUAGCUUGUCGGAUGGUAGACUUGGCAGCCAGUGGGAAGACGAAGCAGCUUUUUCAUUCCACAAAGGGCGCAGUUCAAGAUGGCAUUGAAAUGGGAUCAGACCCAGCUGCUACGCUGGCCUUCGCUGAAGUCACUGCCCAUCUAUGCUAUGCGUUGGAGGACAUACACUUUUCAUUACAGCCAAAGAAUCGCCUUCAUAGAAAUGAUGAGAAUCGGGAAACCUAUUUGUCGCCCCUACAGGUGUCUGAUCUACCCAAUCAACCGACUGUUGAACAAGUUAUUCUGAGUUGUCUAGGUCGUGUGGACUGUUCAAUCAGACCCUCAGUACCAAAUGGUGCCGAACUGCCCCAACAAGGAGAAACAAACCAUGUAUCAAAUCUGAAAAAUAGAAGCGAGACUGUGGAUGUCGACUACCUACGAAGCAAUGUGUAUCCUGAUACAAGUGCUUCUGCCUUGUCACGUGAAGCUUCAGGAAACGAGGAUGUCGUAACCACCGAAGGGAUAUCAGAGGUACAGACAAAUGACAUCGAAGAUUUUGAGGACGGGGGCAAAUAUUGGCGACAAAGGAAUUCAAGAAAUUCUAUACAUGAUGCGGUGCACCAAACUAAUACAGACCCUCCCGUUCAACGGUUCUACAAAACUCUGGACACGUUCUUAGAGAAGAACAGGAGCAAAUAUAGCGGAAAACCUUUUGCAGCCUCCUUGUACAGUACAAUGGGACGAAGAAGAGACGAGGGAAAGCAAGCUCAGAUACUCCGAGCAAAAGUAGAAAAACUCAAAGGACAAAUGGAAUGCACUGCACAAGAAAGGCACAUAUCAGGCACUGAUCACUCGUCCUCAAAACAACCACGAAAGAUGUCUCUUCUUGGCUCUUUGUUCGUGCUCUCAUUUGCAAUGUUGUGGUUGGCCUUUGGCAUUUACGGAAUAUGUGCAUUCGUUGGAUCUCAUUUCUGGCAAAAGGGACACGGCAUUCGUAUUCCUGUACCAGAGCAAGGACAUGCACAACAUAACGAGAUCGUAUUUCGGAUUGUUCGUGAAGUGAGACACUUCAACGGUGGCGCGAAGGAGGCCAUGCAAAGCAGUUUUUCCACUGAUCAAGAAUUGCAGGUUCUGGCUGAAUGCAUCUCAUCAAUAGAAAAUUAG
This is a messenger RNA of Cylindrotheca closterium, 2769 nucleotides long. The record is from the annotation of a GenBank genome assembly. NCBI's taxonomy places the organism in Eukaryota, Bacillariophyta, Bacillariophyceae, Bacillariales, Bacillariaceae.